Aricia agestis (brown argus) is the source of this 2120-nucleotide messenger RNA. RefSeq lists its product as uncharacterized. The transcript has a single exon. Bases 146 to 2104 code for a protein of 652 amino acids. The record is from RefSeq and is a predicted model, not a curated record. Gene Ontology annotation, molecular function: protein binding. NCBI's taxonomy places the organism in Eukaryota, Metazoa, Arthropoda, Insecta, Lepidoptera, Lycaenidae.
CACCAAGGAGCCAUUAUUAAAAAGAAGAAGAAGAAGAAGACUUGUCACAUGUGUAAUUUGUAGGUUAUUAAUUUCAAAACAAACAAAAAGAAGAAAUAAGUUUUCCAAAACCUUUUUAUUCAAGAUUUCGUGCAACAAUGUCAAUAUGUUGCUUUAUGAAAUAUCUAGAAGGUUUAUAUAUUUAAGUAAACAAGAGGAACCAAGUUUUUCUUGGCAAAACUCUGUGCUAUGUAUUGCGGUAAACAAACACUUAUCAUUUUUUGAUUUUUCGUACAACAUACAGUCGACGGAAAAGAACCUGGAUUUGAAAGAAAAUGUUGUAAGGUUGCCAAAUGAUAGCCCAGUGUCUACACAAGUUUUUCAGAAUCAUGUCCAGAAAGGAAUGAAACAUUUCGAGCUGACGGAAAUGGUUACGAACCCAUUGUUUUGGCCUCAUAGCAAAUAUCUGAAAAACGAAAUGGAAGGCAUGAAAUCUUUGAAGUGCUCCCCAGAUAAUUUCUUUAACAACUCCCAGUGUCUCGUUGCGGUACUCAACAACUUCGGCAAUAUUAAUUUCUUAUCAAAGAAUAGGUGCACAUACACAGUUAACCUAAACUUUACACAAAUUAUAUUAGAUACACAAGCACCAUUUUCUCUUAAAGAAGCAAAGAAUAUUGAGAAAGUUAAGGAGUUCACAUAUAAAACAGCCACAGGUGCAAUGUGCUGGGCUCCAAACUUAAAUGAGGAUAGAUCCUGCUAUUUUGUGACAGUGCAAAGUUCCGGUGACAUAUUGUUUUGGUCCCUCACCUGUGAGAAUGUGAUAAAAAGUAAAUUUUGUGGCAAAUUCCAAGUCAUCUCAGUUGAGGAUAUAGAAGAUAUAACUUGGAUACCUUUUAGUGAUAAACAAAUACUGCUAGCCUGUUCCGAUCGAAGUGGACAGGUUAUUUUGUAUGAAUUUUAUGUCACUGAACAUUUUAAAUUUAUAAAAGAGCAUGUUAUUUGGCAACAUCAAGAUAAAAUGGCAGCGAGAUGUGUACACUCUUUUAAAUUUAAAGACAAACUAGUUAUACUGUAUAUUAAAAACAGACAUGUAGUAGUACAGUUUUUAGAUAAAGAAUUUAAUGUUAUUACCCAAAAUAUUUUGCCAGUCAAUGAUCAUAAAAUUGUUUCUCUUGUAAAUUUAAAUAAUGAGUUUUAUGUAGGCACAAUGAAUACCAAAUUAUAUCAAUUAAAUAUAAGCAUUAGGUUUAACGAUUUGAAUGUUUCUUUGAAUGCAAUAGACAUAAAGGAAAAUUUGCAACAUUAUGAGCUUGCAGGUAUGGGUCUAUCACAAAAUAAAGCCUUUUUUGGUUUAGUUGUUAAAGAUCGAAGACUAUAUCACAGAAAGGAGAGCAUAAAAAUUGACUUGGUUUUCUUGUCUACUAGUAAUGAUUCGAUAUAUUAUCUUGAUAAAUUAACGAAUAACCCAUCACAGUCUUUGUCUAAUUAUUGGGAUUGUAUAGAACCUGUUAGAUGUUUAUUUUUCAAAUAUAAAAAUAUUCCAGAAUAUGAUUAUAACGGUUUACUGGUAGAAGGUGAAAGCAAUGUAUACAAACUGAAAGUAUAUUACUUUAUAUUAUUGUUUUAUAUUAGUCUGAGGAGAUCCAAAAUUGCUUCUCUACCAUGUUUACCUAACACCAAUGUAGAGGAAAUUCAAGAAAAAAUUCUAGUCGCUCAUGCUGUAAACUUAUUGAAUAAAUUAAAAUUUGAAUUAGAAAAUAGCCAGUUGAAUACCGAUAGCUUUAAAUUAGAAAGUUUUGUUGGAUUGAAUAACUUUUUAGUAUAUUUUUGCACUAAGUAUAAGAAAUCUGUAACUGAUUUUAUAGAUCAACAAACCUUAGAUUUAGUCAGCCUGAAAUUUGAGUAUACUUGCCAAAGUUGUAAUGGUGAGAUGAAAGGAUUUUCAUGUCCUGAAAAUUCUGCACAUUUGAAUAUGUUUUGUUCGGUUACAUUUACACCAAUAGAGAGUGGUGAUUAUCUAGUAUGUGAAGCUUGCGGGGUCACCGCCCGAUCAGAACUCUAUGAUGAAAUGCCAUUAUGUGUUUUUUGUGAUAAAAGGUUUGUUCGUUUCGAAAUGAUAAUAUAAAAUUUUAUAUACCUAC